Fukomys damarensis (Damara mole-rat) is the source of this 4895-nucleotide messenger RNA. It is a transcript of the gene Mrc1, whose product is annotated as mannose receptor C-type 1. Bases 134 to 4501 code for a protein of 1455 amino acids. The record is from RefSeq and is a predicted model, not a curated record. Gene Ontology annotation, molecular function: signaling receptor activity. The transcript has 30 exons. NCBI's taxonomy places the organism in Eukaryota, Metazoa, Chordata, Mammalia, Rodentia, Bathyergidae.
AAGGGACUGCUUCCUUCGGCCUCCUUUUUACCCUGGGGACCUGGGCCAGGCUGGGGGGGCUCGCAGGGGCCCUGUGUGUUUCUCUUUCACGUCUUCCUUUCCAUCCGUGGAAGAAAAGGAUACACCCUGUACCAUGAGGCUGUCCCUACUCCUGGGGUUUGUCUCUGUCAUUCCUGUCGCUGUGCAGCUCCUGGAUACAAGGCAAUUUUUAAUCUAUAAUGAAGAUCACAAGCGCUGUGUGGAGGCAGUGAAACCCAGUGCGGUCCAAACUGCAUCUUGCAGCCCGGACUCAGAGUCACAGAAAUUCCGAUGGGUAUCCUCGUCCCAGAUCAUGAGCGUUGCUUUUAAAUUAUGCUUGGGGGUGCCGUCCAAAAGCGACUGGGUUCCUGUCACCCUCUAUCCCUGCAACUCCCAGAGUGAAAUUCAGAAAUGGGAAUGCAAAAAUGACACACUUUUUGGGAUCAAGGGUGAAGAUCUAUAUUUUAACUAUGGCAAUAAACAGGAAAAGAACAUUAUGUUGUACAAGGGAUCUGGCUUAUGGAGCAGGUGGAAGAUCUAUGGAACCACAGAUGAUUUAUGCUCCAGAGGUUAUGAAGCCAUGUACACGCUGCUGGGCAAUGCCAACGGAGCCCCCUGCGCAUUUCCUUUCAAGUUCGAAAACAAGUGGUACGCAGACUGCACAAGUGCUGGGCGGUCAGAUGGAUGGCUCUGGUGCGGGACCACCACAGACUACGACUCUAACAAGCUGUUUGGAUUUUGUCCUACGAAAUCUGAGGACAAAUUAUGGACUAAAGACCCGCUGACCAGCAUCCUUUACCAGAUCAACUCCAAGUCUGCGCUGACGUGGCAGCAGGCGAGGAAGAGCUGCCAACAGCAGGAUGCUGAGCUCUUGAGCAUCACAGAGAUUCAUGAGCAGACUUACCUGACAGGAUUGACCAGCUCCUUGACUUCGGGACUCUGGAUCGGGCUUAACAGUCUGAGUUUCAACAGUGGUUGGCAGUGGAGUGGCGGCAGUCCGUUCCGGUACUUGAACUGGUUGCCAGGAAGUCCAUCAGCUGAACCUGGAAAAAGCUGCGUGUCCCUCAAUCCUGGGAAAAAUGCAAAAUGGGAAAACCUGGAAUGUGUUCAGAAGCUGGGCUAUAUUUGCAAAAAGGGCAACAACACUUUGAAUUCUUUUAUAAUUCCCUCAGAAACGGACGUGCCUAGCAGCUGUCCUAAUCAGUGGUGGCCGUAUGCAGGCCAGUGCUACAAGAUUCACAGAGAAGCGAAGAGAAUCCAGAGAGACGCCCUGACUGCGUGCCGGAAGGAGGGGGGGGACCUCGCCAGCAUUCACACCGUUGAGGAAUUCGACUUCAUCUUCUCCCAGCUAGGAUAUGAGCCCAGCGAUGAGCUGUGGAUUGGCUUAAAUGAUAUGAAGGUUCAGAUGUUCUUUGAGUGGAGCGAUGGGACCCCAGUAACAUUCACCAAGUGGUUGCGCGGAGAGCCCAGCCAUGAGAACAACCGGCAGGAAGAUUGUGUGGUGAUGAAAGGCAAGGAUGGCUUCUGGGCAGAUAGGGCUUGUGAGCAGCUACUAGGCUACAUCUGCAAGAUGAAAUCCCAAGCCCAAGCUCCGGGAACCGUGAAAGACGAAGCAGGCUGCAGGAGAGGCUGGAAACGAUAUGGCUUCUACUGCUAUUUGAUUGGAAACACACUGUCCACAUUUACAGAAGCAAACCAAACAUGCAACAAUGCGAAGGCUUACUUAGUAACUAUUGAAGACAGAUAUGAACAAGCAUUCCUGACUAGUUUGGUUGGACUGAGGCCUGAAAAAUAUUUUUGGACAGGACUUUCGGAUGUACAAGUCAAAGGGACCUUUCAGUGGACCGUGCAGGAGGAGGUCCAGUUCACACACUGGAAUGCAGACAUGCCAGGCCGAAAGGCAGGUUGUGUCGCCAUGAAGACCGGAAUUGCAGGGGGCUUAUGGGAUGUUCUGAAAUGUGACCAGAGAGCAAAAUUUGUGUGCAAGCACUGGGCAGAAGGAGUAACUCGCCCACCAGAGCCCACAACAACGCCUGAGCCCAAAUGCCCAGAGGAUUGGGGUACCACCAGUAAGACAAGCUCUUGUUUCAAGCUGUUUGCAAAAGCAAAACAUGAGAAGAAAACAUGGUUUGAAUCUCGAGAUUUUUGUAGAGCCCUGGGUGGAGAGCUAGCCACUAUCAAGAGUAAAGAGGAACAGCAAACAAUAUGGAGAUUAAUAACGAGUACCGUGAGUUAUCAUGAGAUGUUCUGGCUGGGACUGACUUAUGGAGGUACUUCAGAAGGAUUCACCUGGACUGAUGGUUCUCCGGUUUCCUAUGAAAACUGGGCUUAUGGGGAACCCAAUAAUUAUAAUAAUGUUGAAUACUGUGGUGAGAUGAAAGGUGACCCUAAUAUGUUCUGGAAUGACAUUAACUGUGAACAUCUUAACAAUUGGAUUUGUCAGAUACAAAAAGGAAAAACGCCAAAUCCAGAGCCAACACCAGCGCCACAAGAAAAUCCACCAGUCACUGAAGAUGGGUGGGUUAUUUAUAAAGAUUACCAGUAUUAUUUUAGCAAACAGAAGGAAAGCAUGGACAAUGCCCGAGCUUUUUGCAAGAGGAACUUUGGUGAUCUUGUUACUGUUAAAAGUGAAAGUGAAAAGAAGUUUCUAUGGAAAUAUGUAAACAGAAAAGGUGCCCCGUCAAUGUCAGCAUAUUUUAUUGGUUUAUUGAUCAGCAUGGAUAAGACAUUUAUUUGGAUGGAUGGAAGCAAAGUGGAUUAUGUGUCUUGGGCCCCAGGUGAACCCAAUUUUGCAAAUGAGGAUGAAAACUGUGUAACCUUGUAUACAGAUUCAGGGUUGUGGAACGACAUUAACUGUGGUUAUCCAAAUCCCUUCAUUUGCCAGAGGCACAACAGCAGCAUUAAUGCCACAGCCGUGCCCACCACACCCCCGACCCCAGGGGGCUGUAAGGACGGUUGGAAGUUUUAUAGCAACAAGUGUUACAAAAUCUUUGGAUUUGUUGAAGAAGAGAAAAAAAACUGGCAAGAGGCACGAAAAGCUUGCAUAGGAUUUAAGGGGAAUCUGGCUUCCAUACUCAAUGAAAAGGAGCAAGCAUUUCUCGUCUCUCACAUGAAGGAAUCCACUUUUAAUGCCUGGAUUGGGAUGAAUGAUGUCAAUUCAGAGCACAAGUUCCUUUGGACAGAUGGCCGAGGAGUGCAGUAUGUGAACUGGGGGAAAGGUUUCCCUGGAGGAAGAAGAAGCAGCCUUUCUUACGAAGAUGCCGACUGCGUUGUGAUUAUAGGAGGGAAAACAAGGGACGCGGGGAAAUGGAUGGACGAUGUCUGUGACAGCAAGAGAGGCUACAUAUGCCAGACACUGCCGGAUCCUGCUCUGCCUAAUUCGCCAACAACAGCUCCAGCAGGUGGCUUUGUUAAAUACGGUGAAAGCAGCUAUUCACUCAUUAAAAAUAAAUUAACAUGGGAUGAGGCAGAGAAAUAUUGCAAGGGCUACACUUCCCUUCUUGCCAGCAUUCUGGAUCCCUAUACGAAUGCAUUUUUGUGGUUAAAAAUACAGCCAUUGAAUGUACCUGUGUGGAUUGGCCUGAACAGUAACUUGACCAACAAUGACUACACUUGGAUUGAUAAAUGGAGAAUGAGGUACAAUAACUGGGCAGCGAACGAGCCCAGGCUGAAAUCGGCCUGUGUUUAUCUGGAUGUUGACGGUUUCUGGAAGACUUCAUAUUGCAAUGAAAGUUUUUAUUUUCUCUGCAAGAGAUCAUAUGAGAUUCCAGCCACUGAGCCACCCCAGCUGCCCGGCAGGUGUCCGGAGUCAGAGCUCAAUGCGUGGAUUCCUUUCCACGGUCACUGCUACUACAUCGAAUCUUCAUUCACAAGGAACUGGGGCCAAGCUACUCUGGAAUGUCUUCGAAUGAGUUCCUACCUGGUUUCCAUUGAAAAUGCUGCUGAAUCCAGUUUUAUUUCAUACCUAGUUGAACCUCUUAGAAGUAAAACCAAUUUUUGGAUAGGAUUAUUCAGAAAUGUUGAAGGAAAAUGGCUCUGGAUAAACAACAGCCCAUUGUCCUUUGUCAACUGGAACUCAGGAGAUCCUUCUACUGAGCGAAAUGAUUGUGUAGCUUUGGCUGCCUCGACUGGGCUUUGGAGUAAUAUUCAUUGUUCUUCCUACAAAGGAUUUAUCUGUAAAAGAGCAAAAAUUAUUGAUCCUGAACCGACUCGGACAUUAAUCACAACGAAAGCUGACUCCAGGAAGAUGGAGCCUUCCAAAAAAUCUUCCAGCGCCACAGGAGCUGUGGUUGUCGUGGUCCUCCUGAUUGUAAUGGGUGCUGGCCUCGCUGCCUAUUACUUUCAUAAGAAGAGACGGGGGCACCUACCUCAAGAAACCACCUUUGAAAAUACUCUCUACUUUAACAGUCAUUCAAGUCCAGGAACUAGUGAUACAAAAGAUCUCAUGGGAAAUAUUGAACAGAACGAACAUGCAGUCAUCUAGUAUUGCAAUGUGAUUUUGUUAUAUUUGGGUUUCAUAAAAUUACAACUAAAUUUUAGAUUCUUUAAUUCGAUGUGAUUGUUUAUUUUCAAAAUUAGUACUGCAUUGUAUUGGUCUGUCCCUUUUCUUUACCUAAUGGAAGAAAUAAUUGCUUGUCUUCUAGUCUGGCAAAAUAUUUUCACAAAAAAAAGGGAUAGUCAUGGUGAUGACUACUUUUAAAAACACCUUAGGUGCGUACACAAGACCUCAAUGCCAACAUUUCAACAUCAUUGAUGGGGAACUGUUGUCAACAUCGUACCAUGCACAAGAGUUGCAGAAAUAAUAAUCCAAAGUUUGAAAUAUUUUAAGGAACUCCCAAAGAUAAUGCCUCUAAUAACCUGUAAUUCAACAAUUAGAA